Messenger RNA from Pipistrellus nathusii (Nathusius's pipistrelle), 618 nucleotides. The record is from the annotation of a GenBank genome assembly. Lineage: Eukaryota; Metazoa; Chordata; Mammalia; Chiroptera; Vespertilionidae.
AUGGAAGGCCUGCCAGAUGCUGCUGCUUUUGCAACUAAACUUAAAAAUACUCUCAUCCAGUACCAUAGCAUUGAAGAGGAUAAAUGGCGUGUUGCAAAGAAAACGAGAGGUGUCACAAUUUGGAGAAAACCUUCAGAAGAAUUUAAUGGAUAUCUUUUCAAAGCCCAAGGUAUUAUAGAUGGUGUUGUUAAUGAUAUAAUGGACCAUAUACGCCCAGGUCCCUGUCGCUUGGAUUGGGACAGCUUAAUGACUUCAUUGGACAUUUUGGAGAACUUUGAAGAGAAUUGCUGUGUGAUGCGUUACACUACUGCUGGUCAGCUUUGGAAUAUUAUUUCCCCAAGAGAGUUUGUUGAUUUCUCCUACACUGUGGACUAUAACGGAGGGCUUUUAUCCUGUGGGAUCAGCCUUGACUGGAGUGAGAAGAGAGCAGAAUUUGUUCGUGGAUAUAACCAUCCCUGCGGUUGGUUUUGUGUUCCACUUAAAGACAAUGCAAACCAGAGUCUUUUGACAGGCUAUAUUCAGACGGAUCUGCGUGGGAUGAUUCCCCAGUCUGCAGUAGAUACAGCCAUGGCAAGCACUUUAAUCAACUUCUAUGGUGAUUUACAAAAAGCCUUAUGA